Molecule: messenger RNA, 618 nt
Organism: Dibothriocephalus latus
Lineage: Eukaryota; Metazoa; Platyhelminthes; Cestoda; Diphyllobothriidea; Diphyllobothriidae
Source: the annotation of a GenBank genome assembly
AUGCGCCUCACUGUUGACCGCAUCCGUGAGAUGGGCCCGAAUGAAUUGAGGGAUAUUCUACGCUACGAGGGUAAAAGUGGAGCGCAGACUGUUUUCGAAAUGGCACAGUCCAUGCCUAUCCUGCGAAUGUCCGUGGACACGCAACCAAUAACUCGCAACAUCAUUCGAUGCCACAUCAAACUGGAACCGGAUUUCACCUGGGUGCUUUCACAGCAUGGACAACAACUAAUUUAUUGGAUUUGGAUUGAAGAUCCGGAGGAGGCCACCAUUUAUCACUCAGAAGUCUUCACUCUGCAGAGAAAAGUGCCCGUUCCUCCGCAGUAUCUGGUUCGAUGUAUGCCCGAUCGAUGGCUAGGCGCCGAGUCAGUUGUUCCUGUCAUCCUCCGAAACAUCCUUCUCCCACAGACUGAUCCUCCACACACUGACUUGCUGAACCUGGAUCCCUUGCCUAUUACGGCUCUAAAGAACCCCCAAUACGAGGAAAUCUUCAAAUUCACACACUUCAACCCAAUCCAAACGCAGAUCUUUCAUUCGCUUUACCACCAGGACGUGAAUAUUCUGCUUGGAUCACCAACCGGAUCGGGCAAAACAGUUGCGGCGGAGUUGGCAAUCCUACGC